CGGGGAGCAUGGAUGUUGCGUGCGCGCCGCGCCAGUCGGCUGGCUGCCGGCGACCGCGCGAUGUGCAUAAACCCGUCCGCGAUACAUAACAACAUACUCCACUCUCGGGACGUGAUCGGACUCAAGUCACUACUUUUUUAUUUAUACGAAAUAAACUGUGACCAAAGUGUUGUGCUGUGAGGAUUUAUUACAAUAAUUUUAUAUUUAAUUCGGUUAACAAAUACAAGCUAAGAGGACCCCCUGUUAUAUUUAAGAUUACAUCACACAUGAAUCCAUAGCCGUCAAAAUGGUGGACACACAGCAUUUUUGCCUGCGCUGGAACAACUACCAAAGCAGUAUCACAAGCGCCUUCGAGAACCUUCGAGAUGACGAGGACUUCGUCGAUGUCACCCUGGCCUGCGAUGGCAAGAGUCUGAAGGCACAUCGAGUCGUAUUGUCAGCCUGCAGUCCUUAUUUCAGGGAGCUAUUAAAGUCAACGCCAUGCAAACACCCAGUGAUAGUCCUACAAGACGUGGCAUUUACGGACCUGCAUGCGCUGGUGGAGUUCAUCUACCAUGGCGAGGUGAACGUCCACCAGAGGAGCCUCUCCUCCUUCCUCAAGACAGCUGAAGUGCUUCGCGUCUCUGGACUCACGCACAAUGACAAUGCACAGGGGCCCCUGAUGCAGCCAGCACGCGCCCCAUCCACGACAUCGCCGCACACGCCGCCGCACUCCGCACACAGCACACACAUCAGCCACACGCCCUCCUACGACCGCCUGGAGGAGGCCCUGCUGCAGCCGACCAGCUCCAGCGUGCAGCAGCUCAUGCGCCGCACGCCGCUGCCGCCGCGCCGGCUCAGCCGCUCCGCCGACAACAGCCCUGACGUCAUCAAGCGUCCACGUCACGACAACAACAACGAACAGCCCCAAAUCCACGACUUCUCUACAAAGAACAACACCCACGCUCGCGCCCACAACGAGACGGGCAACAACGGGAAUGGCAUCUCCAACAGCAGCUCCUCGCCGUCUCCGAGGCUCAUGGACGAUGUGAAGAACGAGCCCAUCGACAUGAUCUGCCCAUCCAACCCGGACAUCGAUCGGAGCACGGACGACACGCCGCCGCAUCAUCACAGACCACUUGGAGGAGGCCCGCCGUCUCGUGGCAGCUCUGCUGAUGCCGAAGAGUGCACGCCACCACCACACCCGCCGCCGUUCAUACAGCCUCCAGACACUAAGCUCUUCAACCCGGCCAACACGUACAACUUUACUAUGGAAGCCCUCUCGCAUCCCUCUUUGACUGGUCUCCAAAGUCCACUGGCUCCGGACGGCAUCGCAAGUACUUCUCAAGUUGGCCCUCUGGGCGCGGGGCACCGCUGCGAGGUGUGCGGCAAGCUGCUGUCCACGCGGCUCACGCUCAAGCGGCACACCGAGCAGCAGCACCUGCAGCCGCUGCACUCGGCGCGCUGCUCCCUCUGCCACAAGGUGUUCCGAACGCUCAACUCGCUCAACAACCAUAAGAGCAUCUACCACCGCCGGCAGCGCGGCGUGCCCCAGCAGACGCAGCCGCAGAACCUCACCACCAGCCCCGACACUAAGAUCAAUCCACAGCAUCACAACAUUGACUUCUACAAGUUCAAAGACCAGUUCAAUGUCUAAUUCUAAACUUUUCCUUUUACUUUCGUAAUCCUCUUAUUCUCUAUUUGAAAAUGAAAGUAACUAUUUGAUUAUAUUUUCAUAUGAUUAUCCUUUAUUUCCGUAAUAGUUUACGGGACUUGAUAUAUUAUUGUUUCUCAGAUUUGUUUUUCUUUAUAAAAUAUUUAUUUGACCUUUGAACUUGUACGUAGGGGUUGACAUUGACUAACAUCACAAUAUUUAACGGCUUUCUGACAUUCCACUUGUUACAAGGGAGGGCGACUGAGAUCGAAUUUCAAAAUGUCCUUUUGUUGUUUAGAAAAUGUUUUCGAUCGAUUGCGCCCGGAGAGUGCAAUACUGCGGUAUACAAUGAUUCCUGAAUUUUACACUAUGUUAAAUGUGCGACAAUAAGGCGAAGAGAAAAAAAUAAUAUUUUGAGAAAAGAUGAAAAAUCUUGGUGCUGUAAAUUUAUAUAUUAGGCUUAAAUUUAUAUAAAAGAAAUGGUGUUCGUGUAAGUAACAGAAGAGGCAUAUUGUUUUCAAAUUGUGUUCAUUAUUUUUGGCAAUUUAUUUAUUCUGUAAUUUAUCUGCAUGAUCUCAAUCUUAGAUAUUUAUACGAGAUUACUAAACGAAAAUAUGUAAAAAUUAUAAUUAAAAGCUAUAUACACAGAUAUAUAAUUGGCUUAUGAGGCUUUCAAAUUAUUAUUUUUAUUUUAGGAGUUUUUAAUUUUUCAUUUAAGACUGAAUUCAGGAUUUAUAAUAGCACCAAUAGAAUGAGAUGAAGGAUUGUUUUUGCAAAAACAUAUACAGUAUACAUAUAUUUACCCGCAGAUAGCACUACCACAGAUAUACCGGACUAUACAACACACAUAAACCAGGAAUACAUAUACAUAUAGACCACAGACCCAUAGACCGACACAGACAAACAGAACAACUCAUAGCUUUCUUUUUGCAGUCGACAGGUUUUUAUAUUAUUUUAUCAAUAUAUUUAUUUAUCUCAUUUGUCGACUUUUCUAUAUAAGUUGCUGCCUUUUUAUCAUUAUUUUGUUAUUAUUAUUACUGACAAACAACCAUCAGUCUAAGAAAUUGCAUUUUACAAGUGAAUCGCAAGGUGCCAUCUUAAAAGAAUAUGGCUAUUUUAUUUUUUAGUUUAGUUACAUUUUUUUUAGUUUUUAACGCAGUCUUGUGUUCGUUUCAAUUUAUUAUUAUUUCGUUGAGCCUUUUUAUUAGGAUAGUUUUUUUUUACAAAUAAUAUUUUUUCGCUUUUUACCGAUCUACUUUUACUCGUAUUUUUUGUACAUUAAACACUCACAGUUUGUUUUUUGUUUUGUACAAUUGUAAUUACACAUUAUUAUUAUUAUUAUAUUAUACAUAAUAGGUAAUAGUAUAAAAACAAAUUUUUAAUAAUUCUCAGUGUUAAAUGUUCCUAAAUUUCAACAGUGUGAACUUUCAACUACUAAAUGUUCCGUGUUCGAUGUUAUUUAGUGACGGAAUUUUGCUUGCCAUAAAUAAUUUUAGUGUACGCCUGCAUAUUGAAUGACGAAACUUCGACGCGUUACAACCAUGAGAAAAACACAAGAAAAUAUUAAAAUGGUACGUAUUAUCUGUACCUACAUUAAUAACGAAGAUUGUCCUAGAACUGUUUUUAAUGGAAAAUUACAAACACAAACUUUAUGUACGAUCUUCGAGAGAAAGAAAAACGAAUGGAGAUCGGAAAAGUUUUAUUUUCGCGUUAAAGUUAAAUCAUUCAAUAGACAAAUUAAUGUGCGUCUUUCUUUGUGAAAAUAUUCUAGUUCGUGAAACAUCACUUAUUCAGACUUUAUUAAGUCGAUAAAUAUCAAUAUUGUUAAAAACUUUCAUUUUAUAGCAAUAAGGAACUUUGAUUGUAAAUGUUAACAUAAUUUAUUAUAAAUGAUAUACACCCUAAGUAAUAUUAGUGCCUGCUUCAUAUUAUUGUGUUCUUAUUGACAAAAAAAAAGACAUAUUUUGCGUAUUUUUUCGUAACUUUGAAAGCAUUGUUAGGUAGUGUUUGACACACUUUAUACCUAGAGAAAUAUGCUUUACGUAAACAACUGAGAGGCUUCCUGAAAUGCUAUAUGUUAUCAAAUUCUGUUGUUAUUGCUAGAUACAUAAAUGCUUAGCCAUUAUUCGUUUAGUUAAUUAGUAAGCUUUAUUGUAAUAGUUUGGCCAAUUGGAAGACUAGAGAUUUGGUGCUAAAGGAACGAUGUUCGUGUUAGAAAAAAUAAGGGAAUCGAAAAUGGAAUCUAAAUUAAUUCAACAUUUCGCAACAUUCCGAUACGAAGGGGAAAUGAUAAAAAAUGUUAAGUUUUUAUUUGCGUAUCAUUGCAAAGUUUGAAACGUAGGAUUGUUGUUUUUUGAUUAGUAAUUUAGUCAUAGUUUUUCUUGUUAAUUUGGGUUUGGGAAAUUAAGUUAGUUGAUUAAAUAGGAUUAAGGUUUAUCUGAAUUCAUAUAGUUAAUAGAAAUACAUGUUUAAUUUACGAUUACAGGGAUGUGCUGCAAAGGCAGUACGGUAUUUCAGCUAUUUUCAGUAUAGCUACGAAAAAAAUUUAAGAAUUUAUUUAGUAAAAAAUCUUGUCUCUGGUUGGGAAAAAUUUUGCCAAAAUAAUAAGCGCUAUAGACUGAUUAGAGUAAGUACGCGUUCGACUUGUACACUAUUAGGCGUAUUUUAUAGAUAAAAAAUGUACAUUAUUUACUAAAUUUAUUGAUAAUUUUAUAAAAAAAAAUGAAGAAUGGCGUCGCGCAGAAGGCGGUCAAAGCGUGAUUAAUUUUGGUAUUAUAAACUCGAAAUUGAUUUGUGAUUCAAAUGAUCUUUUGGUUCGAAAUUUUUAGGUGUUAAGUUAUUUUGGGAUCUCGAGAGACUGAAAGUCUCGGGUUUGAAAGGGUAAGAAUUACACCGUGUUCUAAGGAGCAGAACACAUCCCUGUCGAAACUAUAUUAGUUAGGAUCUUAGCAAGAUUAAGACUGUUUCUGUGACCUGUUUAAGUUUUUAUCUUUCUAACAAGUUAAGGUUUUUUUUUUCAAAGCGUCACGUGCGCGUGCGCUGACUUUAUCCAAUGUGUUCUUAUACUUCUUGUUGGCAUUUUUACUUAUUUUAUAAGGAAUCUAAAUUAAUUUAUUGGUUGUUGUAUUGAAAAUUUUAUAUAUUUUUUUUUUCUUAAAUUAUUGUUCUACUAUCCACGAAUCUAGAUAACUAUUUUUGUUAAUGAUUGGCAUCUGUGUAAUGCAGUCCAUUAGAUUGUUUAAUGUUAUUCGAGAUUGUGCCAAAACUUCGGUGUUUUUAUGUUUUGUCUUCCAUUUAAGGCGAUAUUAGUCUUGUACGUAGCGUGGAACGCCAAAAGUAAACAAAUUAUUUUAAUGGGCUGCACUUAGUUAUAUUUCUAAUAUUAAAUGAUUUCGCAACACUAUAUUAUAUAUUCGUAAAUAGUUCUUUUCCUUCCUUACUUUUUAAAUUAAAAUAAUUGAAGUAACUACUCAUAAAAUGUAAUCGUUAAACCGAACUUCAUAAAUCCUAAUAUUGAUGAUAAUGGCGUUUUUAAUAAAAACAAAUAUACAAAAAACUUAUUGCCAGUUUUAUUAGUACAUCCUCCGGCUACCCGAGUAUAUAUACUCUUUGGUUUAUUUUGUCCAUUACGAGCUUUUUUGUAGAGACAAUUAGACGAUUUCCAUAGUGCACUGUUUUAUUUUUUUAUUAAUUUCGAAACACGCUUAGCAUAUCUAGUUUUCCCGCCUAAAUAUUUAUUUUCCCGCCUCAAUCGCAUGCUGACUGUUAACACCCUUCAUGAGCCACUGUAGCUUCGCCAUCAUUUCAAUUUUUAUUUUUCUAUUUUUAUUUAUCAUUUUAUUUUAGUCACACUCUUUUUGUUUUUAUUUUUUUCUUGACCAAAGAAAAAGAAAAGAGAAAAUGUAAUGAAUAAUGACAUGAUCCCUGGGAUAGGUUUUAUUUUUGUUAAUUUAUACCGCGUUCGGGGAGCAACCCCAUAUUUUUUUGUUUUUUCGAUCUGUUUACAGGUAAAAAGUUAUUCUCGUGCUCGCUAUGCGGGAAGGUUCUGUGUUCAAAGGCGUCGUUGAAGCGGCAUAUCGCUGACAAACACGCAGAGCGGCAGGAGGAAUACCGAUGCACGAUAUGUGAGAGGGUAUACUGCUCGCGCAACUCUCUGAUGACCCACAUAUACACCUACCACAAGUCGAGGACAGGGGAGCCAGAUCAAAUACGAUUUUUUUAGUGACUACUUGGACGGAGUUGGCGCGGCGUGCGGCAGUAUUCAUCUAGCAAAGAGAAUCUACACGAGCCCAAUCUACCCGAACCCGCCGUACAUAGCAACACUCACAAAGCAGUCCCGCCCCUCCGUAUGCCCCCGCCCACCGCCGGCGGUAUCAACGAGCCACAAGAAUGUCCUUACUGCCGCAGGACAUUCUCUUGUUACUAUUCCUUGAAGCGACACUUCCAAGACAAGCACGAGCAGUCGGAUACGCUGUACGUGUGCGAGUUCUGCCACCGGAGGUACAGGACCAAGAACUCGCUGACGACGCACAAGAGCCUGCAGCACCGCGGCUCCAGCGGCAUGCUGAAGCGGCUGCUGAAGACGUCGGCGCUGCACUCGGCGCUGGCGCCCUCCCCGCACCACCUGUUCGACUUGGGCGCCGACCACGGCCCGCAGCUGCCGCCUGGCCUUCAAUGACCUCAGACCAUGGCUUAGACCGGUGGCAGAGGUCCCUGUUCCAAAUACACUUGGCCCCCUCGCCAAGUCUAUUUGUAAUACGGCUAGAUGACGCGCUUACGACUCGGAUAGCAGCAUACAUGUGCAAUAUAACGGACAAUGCCAAAACGAUGCAGGCCUCGGCCGCAUCCAUGGUUUAUCGUAUUAUAAUUAGUAAAAUAUUGACGUUAGGAUUAAAAUUACAUAAACAGUAUUGUCGCACGCGGCCGGUAGAGGUCGCCUAGUGUACGCUUCGACGAUCGGACUUCGCUUUGUGACUAGGACGUAACAGUUGCGAGUUACGGCAUUUUCUAGUGAAAAUGUUCCAACAGUGUUCAUAUAACAAUGUAAUCCAGAGCAAUACUAAAGUAUUCAUAUUUCUAGUACUGCCAAAUUAUGCCAACUGUAUUCUAAAGAGAAAUACAUUUUUUAAAAUCACUUUUCGAUAAAUGUCUAGUGUCAAAUUAGAUUCGGUAACUGUACAAAUUGAAAACGUACAAAUUUUAAUGAAAUGCAAAGAAAAUAUUUUUUACUGAAACUUUUUUCGGAACGCCAAAUCUAAAUUAAUUAAAUGAUACAGAUUAUUUAGCGGUUAAUUACAAAAAUGUUUAGAUUAAAAGUAAAAAAAAAAUGUUGAUGUUGAGUAAAAAAUUAAAGACUUCUUAGAAUCUGAUUUCGAAAGUACAAAGUGUAACGUCUAACAAUAUCUAAUCUAUGUGCGUUUGGCUUCAGUAAUAUAAAUGAUUAUGAUCAAUGUGUAAGUAGCCGUGCCUUCGUUCGUCUUCGAAGUAUAAAGAUGAAUUUGUGAACUGACGAGGUAUGCGCAAGAGACGGUUCAGGACGAAUCAAAGUUGGCGGUGACGUUUCGAAAAGGGAAAAUGCUGUAGGGUUGCCAGUCUCCGGUGGAAUCCUUGAAUACAGGGUUAAGAGUGAGUAAACAGUUGUAGGAAAUAGAGGCGCUGGUUAGCCAGAAAGUGGGUCUUCGAAAAGCAGUUCGACGAUCGUAUACGUGUGCAUGAUUACAAAUCAUGAAACAAAUCAAACAUUUCUUCUGUAUAGAAAUACGUAGAGUUUAGGUAUUAAUUAAUAGAAUUAUAUUUAACCUGUAUCCAUUUUCGGAUUUCUCUCUAUGAGUGUAUAGUGGUUCUUAUUUAAUGUCGACCAACGUAGCUGAUGUCUCGUUAUUGAAAAUUUAUUAGAUUAUUAUUAUAUUAUUCUCAAAAAAUCUUAGGAUUACCUAACCAUAAGAUGGCUGCAAAUUGUAUAAAAAAUUAUUUUAUUUACUUAUAUCGUAGAAAAUUGCUUGCGAACCGCGUUUUCAGGUAACACAACAUAUCUAUUCAGGGUUAUCGAAAGCAAACAUUUCGAUCAUUGAAUCGCGAUCCAAUCUCUAAACCACAUAUCACAAACCCAUAAAUAUCUUUAAUCAAGGAAAGUAUUGUUAACACCGUGAUAUUUCACAAAGCCAAAGAAAACAAGUUAAUGUGAAUAAUACUUGCUGAAAUGCAUUUAUUCCCGUAGACAUAUGACAACUUUCUGAACAAUGUUAAAGUGCUGAAAUGUAUUGUGCCAUAUCCAAUUUACACGUUUCAUACAAUUAUCCAGAACCUAGGAACCUAGGAACAUAUCAAUAUCUGCUCACUGUAAGUGAAGUUAAACUCCAGCCCACUGGGACGCAUUAUACAAUGCAAGUGUACCACGGAGUACCGUUGCAACGCCAGGCACCAAUGCAUCUACGUACGUUGUUUUAGAGCAAUCAACAUUAUAUUUUUGCAUUUAUUUUUCCAUUGUUAAGUAACUUGGGUAUAGGAACGUAACGUAGGGUUUUUUGUAUUUUUACUUUCUUUUUCGGAAUGUUACAUAUAUGUGUACUUUGUGAUAUGAUAUACAUUUAAUGAGAAGUUGUUUGGUAUAUCCAGAUAUUUAACAUUUAAGUUUUAUCAUUUUAUCCUCAGCUUAAAUAGGUGUUAGUGUCGGGUUGGUUUCAAAGUAUUGUUACGUGGACACUAGCCGGUUAGCCCGUGUAUACCUCCAUUCAAGUAGUACCUCAACUAUUAUAUUAUUUUGUUUUAUUAUUUUUAUUUCAAUGUUACAGGCUGUUUAUUUUUAAUGUAAAAGGAACACGUCGACGAAAUAUUUUCGGAAAUAUUAAAGAUCAUAGCAUCAUUUAGCUGGAGCUUAGAAGGAAAAAGCAAGCGGGUAGUUUGAAUUGUAAAUAUAAGUUAGAUGACUUACACAACUGAAGUAUCGUGGCAUCGCUCGGGAAUAGAAGCCUCGUGAUAUUAUUAACUAAAUAGUAAAUAGAUAAAAUCAUUAAUGGAAAGGAUUUUUAUAUAUUCUACUAAUGGAUUUAUUCAUAGUGAAACUUAGACUUAGUCGUCAUAAUGUUUUUUUUUUUAAUGUUUGUGUUUAUUGUUUUCGCUGUGCAAUGAUUUCUUAUUGGUUUGGCUGUUCAUUGAGCUUAUUGUUGACUGUUUCGUUGAAAUAUUGGAUUUUACACGCCCACACUUAUUUUGUGGUUCGAUUUUUUUGGAUGAAUUUUUCUAAAUUGAUCUCAAUUGACAGCUGCGUACUACAUCAAUUUUGGAGACAGCCGUUGGUGAUUGUUGUUAGGUCUAUUACUAUUGUGUAAUUUGUGUUAAGUUUGGAUUAUGUGUCGGCAAAAACGGAGGAAUAGAAAUCGCAGCGUGAAAAAAAUGUUAAAUAAAAAAACAAAAAAACGCAAAAGUAAACAAUAGCUAAAGAAAAAAAAAGUAAAUACAGCGAAACAAUAAUAAGUAAAAGUAUAUUUUGCAAUGUAUACCAAAAUACUGCAUUUUUAAAUAGUAAGAUGAAAAGUGAGAAAAUCUUUUUUUUAAAUAUAUAUAUUUUUACGUGUAAAUUAUAGCAGCCCUUUGAAUUCGCAAUAUAAUUUUUUCGCUUGUUCGCCAGUUAAUAACGUUAAGUUUUAAAGAAAUAAUUUUAUAAACCGACUGUGUUACUAAUUAGUGUUAUGCACAAAGUAACCAACAACGGGAUGCCUUCGAAACAGUACAACUUUAACAAUAGCCUACACUAGAUAAAUAAAUAAGGAUUUCGCGUACUUUGGAAUGACUAUUCGGGUAUCACCGACCGUCUCAAACAAACAGCACAUGAACUAAAAAAAAAAGUGAAAAAGAGCAUUCACACGCUAAUGUUCAAAUUUUUUGACAAUAUUUUUGUGCUAGAAACAUCUGGUAGCAAGCCAUGUUUUUCAAGGCUUCACAGCCAGAACUGACGUUCUGUUCCCAAGUGUCAUUUUAAAGUACUUUUUAUUGUCUGUUUUCAUUUGCAAAGAUCAAAAAAACUUUCGUAUUCGAAUAAAUUAUAAUAAGUACUGCCGAUUUAUAAAUUUCGUAAAACUUUUGAAUGAUUUUAUAUUGUUGUCCAUGAUUUUCCUUAGGAUUAUUCUUGGAUAUAUAAUAAUAAUUACCUAAUCUUAUGAUAGGCAGGUAACUUAAACUUCUACUUGAUCGAAGUAAAUACGUUAUUUACGAGGUAUUCUCACCUGAAAUAUACAAGUUCACAAACCGCUUCACAAAACUGUUUUUUAAGAGAAUGAAAAUGCUUUUAUUGUAAGUAUUACCUCCUAUAAUUUUAAGUAUUACCUCCAAUUAUAUAAUUUAAUUUCUAAUGUAUUAGUUUAGAACGUGGGUUUUGCCUGAAAAAUUCAGGCCGAUGUAUUUAUAUACUUAUGUAUUACAGUUGCAACAUACAGACAGGACAGUGUUUUAUAUUUAUCUAUAAUUAUAUUGUAAAUCUUGAACGAGAUAUAACAGUUGUUAAAUAGUAUUUUCCCAUACAUUCAUUUUUUGUUGAUCCAUUUCCAUGUUUAAAAUGCAAUAGUUAUUUUACGUUAUUGUUUUAAUUGAAAAUUAUGUUUUUAAUUGAAACAGUAGCGCCACCAGAUCGUACAAUAGUUAUUAUAAAUACUUUAAAUUGCUCGGUCGGAUGCGGGACAACCAUUUUUUAAGAAUACAUCGACGACAUUUUAUUGUGUACUUUCACAAAUUGUUACGUACGAUCGUGCAGAGUUUUUGUAUGAGAGUCAGAGUCGAUAUAUUCUUAAGUCAAUAGCUUUAAUAAUUAUAUCAGUAUCUUCCACUUUAAACAUAAUAUAAUUAUAAAUAAUUACAGUUAUAGCAAUAGUUCCCAAUUCGCCACAGUACCUCAAUAUAAUAGUUACAUCUAUGUAUGAAUUUAAUUAUUAUAAGAUACAAUCAGCAGAUUUCCUCUUUUUAAUGUCAAUUAAGAUAUAAGAAACUCUAUUUAUUACUAAUGUAAGUCUUAUUUCCCAUUUUUAGUUUCUCAUCUCGCGUUUAAGCGAAUUUUCGACAUCAAAAAAUUCAAUUCAAGCCCUCGUUAUAUUUUAGUAGUUUAUUAUUUUCUUUCAUGACUUUUCGCGUCUAAAACUUUAGUGCCAAAUAUUGACAAUACGUUACAAGUCACAUGUCAAAGAACUCUUUAUUAUAAUUUAACUAAGUACUAUAGUACGUCAGAGAUACCAGGGUUGGCUCUCCCGACAUUGAUAAAAUCAAAAUUCAACUACUAAGUCGUGAAUUUCUUUAAAAGACAUUCAAUCUUAUCCUUUUAUCAUAAGCCUGAAAAUCUAUUAAUGAGAUUUACAACUUAGGAAGCUAGCGUUUUGUCGUUAUCAUUGCCUAGAUUGCCAGCCCUGGAACAGUAAAUAGUAACAUUAAUAUAGUUCCGUAACUCAAAGUGCACUUACAACUUUUUAUAUAAAAAUAAUAAGUAUUAUAUGAUAAGUAGUACAUGUGUCCCCCCGGUCGAGCAAUGUCGUUGAUACCCGUCUAUAUAACAGUACAUAAAAGAAAGUAUUUACAAUAUACAAGCUAUGACAUACAAUAUACUGACAGUUAAAUACUAGAAGUAACAUACAUAUAUCUACAGAUAAAGUAACGCAGUGGUGCAGUUUUACCAAAAGCUGUUAAUUUAUAUAUAUGCAAGUUUAUAUACAAUCCGAGUGUUGAAUGCUGCACUGUUGAGCAUCGGAUGCCGAGUUAGACGCGUGCGCAGCUCACGUACUGCGCAUGUGCUGUUGUAGUAUACUCACUACUGAGUUGUUUUCCUAAUGUUUACGUUUUUAUGUUUUAGUAAAACUGUGCCGCUGUUCCUUGUUAUGCUCGGUAACACAUUUUAUACACAGAAAUAUUUUUUUACGAGAAAAAAAUACAAUUUAUAUUGUGAAAGUUAAUUAAGUGGCAAUUCUAAUUUACUGCAUUAUAUUUUUGCUGACACACUUAGGAUUAGAUUUUUUCUUUUUUUUUUCGUAAUGUAAUGUAUGCACGAUCUGCGUUUUUAUUAGCAUUGAUUUUCUUUUUUCUUUAUAAGCUGGUUUCGCAAGUGAUACUCGCGUUUGAUUCUAGUAAAAAAAAUGAAAAAUAAUAUUAAUAAUUUAUUGUAUUUAGAUAUUUGGUAAAAAAAAAAAACUAACGAAGCAAUGAAACGCGAGUACCGCUGGCGAUGAUUUAAUAUGCCUAAACUAAUAUUGUGUUACUAUGUAAAAGUUAUAGUUUGCCAUCGUUGAUCAAAGAUGAAAAAAUAUGUGUUAAAUUUAGUUAAAUGGAGUUUUGUUAUACUUUUAAAGGGUCCGGGGAUGUGGUGUGUACAAAAAUGAAUUAUAGUAUUGUGUAUUGAUCGAAUAAGGUUUAGAUGUGGGGCCGAUAGGACCUGGUAGGCUUCUCUUGACAGUUGUUGUAAGUUACACCUCAGUCGGUGAAGACACUUAAAGUACUAUUGUUUUAGAUACGAGGUCGCGGUAACGAAGCGGUUCCAAACAUGCACUGGAGUCAUGGGCGCUGGGCCUGAGCGGGGAACAGAUCACGGGACGUCUUAGUGCCAAUAUCAUAGGUUUUAUAGUAUAUAUUGCAUAGUAUGUAAUCAUAAAAGGUUUCUCUCGUGGCUCAGUGCGUGUUCAGUUCCUCGUUCAGCUCCCGCGUGUUGUAAAUUAGGUAUAAUUGUAUAAGGAAUAAUCUGUGUAAAACACUUUUCGUAUGAAUGCAGUCAAAUCAAUCAGUAUUACUUAUAAAUCGCAAUAGAGGAUGGUUUUUGAAUGAACACGUCCAACAUUUUUAAUAUUAAUAGAAAAACAGUAGGGCGCCUGAUUCGUAAUACAUUACUUGUUGGAAAGGGAAUGUGGGAUAAUAUUCUGGUAUACAAGACGCAAUGUACAACGAAUCGGUAAAUCUGCAUUGAUACUAAAAGUAUGACUCAUGAUGUCCAGUGAUGUUUCGAAAGUGGUGUCUUUACUUGUUUUGAUGUUGUUGAUAUUUGUGAAUAAGGAAUCAAUUCGGGUUGAGUAGGACUGUCGCGGACACAAGGCACACGAUUACAUCUACUUAGUUAUCUUUCCAUUGCGGGAUUUCAAUAGUCCUUAUCACGACAAUACUUUACAAAGCCAGUAAUGGAAAGAGAAAUUAGUUAAAUGAUCGUUGUAUCCUAAUGCCGUGAUAGUCACGUUGGUAGGAAGUUAGGAACAUAUCAGAUAGUCGGAGAACUUAGUACUGUAAGUAUCUUUGAAUCUGACUCUUGUCUAAACAAUACUGGAGAAAAUAUAUCGGUUAUUUUUAAGUUUAGGUUUUCUAACAAAAUCUGCGUUUCGAAUUCUCAGCAUCGUAUAACAAAUGAAUGUAAUAAAAGUAUAAAAUAAAUUCGCAGUGAUUCCAUUGAUA
Molecule: messenger RNA, 13039 nt
Organism: Spodoptera exigua (beet armyworm)
Lineage: Eukaryota; Metazoa; Arthropoda; Insecta; Lepidoptera; Noctuidae
Source: the annotation of a GenBank genome assembly